CUGUGCGCAGAGAGAGCCCUGACUGCCAUGGUCGUCAAGCACUUGCCUCCUGUAGUCAAACGCCUCGUCACGCUGAGGAACCCAAACCUACCUCCUGCACCGCCGAUAUCCAAACUGAGCGCUGUUUUGCGAUCGACAUUCGACGAUGCCAGGACCAAGAAGGCGGAGACGGGAUGGCUAACGCUGACGACCUGCGCGCUGCUCACCGCGAACGUGCCGUCUAGUGUCGGGUACCUCUACAAGUUUGCGACGAGAGCUGAUCCCGAAGAUGCCGCGUCUCGUCGCAGUCUGCCCGACGCAGUGAAUAAGGCUGCAUUGAUGCGCGAAUCCGCACUCAAGAGCUGCAUCUUCGUCGGUGUGCCCCGGACGAUUCUCUCUCUUGCAGGCCUGCAGGAGGUGAUGGAGGGCGACGUAAAGGCCCAGCUGAGGACGGAAUCCAAGAGGUCGCCUACUCCUCAGAAUAUCGACGAGAUCACAGCCAGAGGCAGAGCUCUAUGGCAGUCCAUCUAUACGCCGCAUGACGUGAAGCUCUACAAUAAGCUGGGCUCGUACCACCCGGACUUCAUCGAGUUCAUCAUCACAGCAUACGGCUCGGUGCUCGCCCCUUUCCCCGGCGGGCCUGGUGAACAAGGGAACCUGAGCCGCGCACUGGGCUCGGUCGUCGGCACGGCUUGCUUACGCGCAGAGGAGCAGGUCGGUCCUCAGCUGAUCAGCCACGUCUUUGGCCUGCUGAAGGCGCGCGACAUCGAAGGCCUUAGCGAGGAGGACUACUGGCUUGCCACCGACGAGGGCACUGAAUGGGUCAUCCGCACUACGGACGCCAUCCUCGACGUCGUCAAGCCGGAGCAGAGCGAGAAGCCGGCAGCGAGGCUCUAGUCACCGCGUACACGUUGCUUGCACCUCCAACGCCGUCAUCGGCCGCUUCUAUAUGGUCGUACUCAGCGGCUGCCUCGCGGCCGGCUAGUUCCUUCGCGUUCCUUUGUCCUCCGGCGUUCACAGUUUGUCUGGGCGGCGGAAACCAGAGUUGCGAAUAGAUAUGCGAUGGCGACGUGAGAGGUACAGUACACAGGUGCGAGAAAGCAGGUGCAGACACGAAAACAGCGAUAGGUUACAUUUUAAGUCAAGAGAUUGCCGAGAACCACAAGGAGUCUAUUUCAUAGGCCGAACGUGAUUACGAAGCGAUAAAGCAUCGCCGUCACGGUCACCGUGUCCAUGAGGGGUGGGUGCAUCACCACGCCUGCGCCUGCACUUCGGCAGAAAUGCAGCUCCCCGUAGACGUCGCCAAUGUUAUACCGCACUGGCCUUAUUGGCCGGUAGAACGCAAUGACGUUGCCAUUCUGGUCCUGCAGACAGAUGUCGUUUGCGGUGUUGUUAGUGGGCUUCCAGGCGUACAGGUAGCCAUCCGGGCCGUUGAAUAUUCGGGUCUCAGGGACGCCAGGAUCUUUGCGGACGAGGUCCGCCAUAGGAAACGUGCUCUUGCCAAUCACCGCACGCCCAAGACCGCCGUUGGGGGCCCACUCCAGUUUCGCUACACGAUCCUCCUUGUUGGUACGAAUCGCUUUCCAAAGCGUCGUGACAUUGACGCCGUGAGCGUUUAGUUCUGUCGAAAAACGGUAGAGUACACCAUAGCUGCUGAACAAUGUGCUAUUGCGGGGAUCUUGAGAAGUCCAGGAGAGCACUUCGUUUGGAGCAGCCAUAUCGUUUUAAAGCGUGUGUUUGUGGGUGCUGGAUUGAAGAGGAC
Messenger RNA from Phanerochaete carnosa HHB-10118-sp, 1741 nucleotides. RefSeq lists its product as uncharacterized. The record is from RefSeq and is a predicted model, not a curated record. The transcript is spliced from 10 exons. Bases 28 to 876 code for a protein of 282 amino acids. NCBI's taxonomy places the organism in Eukaryota, Fungi, Basidiomycota, Agaricomycetes, Polyporales, Phanerochaetaceae.